Arabis nemorensis is the source of this 513-nucleotide messenger RNA. Lineage: Eukaryota; Viridiplantae; Streptophyta; Magnoliopsida; Brassicales; Brassicaceae. The record is from the annotation of a GenBank genome assembly.
AUGAAGCCGGAAACUAAGAGAACCGCCGCAGUUAUACGGCGGAGCGACGCCGACGGUGGUUCUUCUCCGUUCAAUCUGAGCUCUCUGAAGCAUGCGAUCGACACUAUAGAUGCUCAAGACAAUUACAGAUUAUACCAGAACGCCCCAGGAGCAAAUUACAGAUGUGUCUGGGCUUUGAGCCAGUAUUACCCCGAUGUCAAAACCUUUGUCCGUGCACACGACGUUGCUCAUGGCCUUAAUCUAGAAAAAAGCUGGUGCUACUGCUGUAAUGUUGUCCCGGAGACUCUGGAGCCAAGUCUACAGUUGGCAGCUGCUGUUCUUGCUCAGGUCAACUUACCGACAUCAGAAAUCGCAAACACGAUCAACGAGUUCAGAGCGCGUCACCUGUCUGAACUAACCGAGCAAGUGGAAGCUCUCUGGGGUAUUGGUUUCUCAAGGAGUAAGCCUAAACCUCAACAGUCAGUUUCAUCUAAUGAUAACCAGAUAAUCGAAGGAGGCAUACUCGCUAUCUGA